GUAACCGCCUUGGUUGGUGCCUGUGGUAACGGCGUUACUCUCUGCUCGCUGCAAGCUCCGAAAACAGACGAAGAACAACACAAAAAGCCGAGUUCGUGUGACAGCGGCAGGCCGGCCUGCCCGCCUGAUGCCAGAACCUACGUAUAACCGCUCGCGAGUAACUGAAUUCGCGAAUAGAAAACCUGGGCAACAGAAAGCAGCCGAGGGAGGCGAAGAGGCGGGGCUUCUGCCUCACUGACCGGCCGCUUUUGAGAAAGCCACCAAUCCGGGGACACUCUUCUCUCAUGCAGGCACCAAUAAUGCUGGAGAAUGCUUGGUUUCCUUGUGACGCCUCAGCCAAUCUGAUGACAGGAGAGCGAAGGGUAGCGGCUCUAAAGGUUUAACUUCCGGGUGGGAGUGUGCGAGUGUAUGGAGAAUGAGUUCUCAAAGAGGGAACGUGGUUCGCACGAGGUCACAGCGGCAUCAGAACGCAGAGGUCUUCAGAAACGAUAAGCAUGAUACUAGACCUCAACGCAAGAAAAUCAACACAAAACUACAUGAAGGUCUGUGUCAACACUGUAAAGAGGUCGUGGAAUGGCGUGUGAAAUUCAACAAGUACAAACCACUAACAAAGCCUAAAAAAUGUGUGAAAUGCUUACAAAAGACUGUCAAGGAUUCUUACCACAUAAUCUGCAAACCAUGUGCUUGUGAACUGGAUCUAUGUGCUAAGUGUGGAAAAAGAGAAGAAAUAGUUAUUCCGAUUCAGAUGAGCCCAGUGAAGACUGAGAACAAGCCUGUUGAAAGCGAUCACCAGAGGAAGAGCACAAAGGAUAACCUUGAAGAUGGUGAUGUAUUAAACAUAGGUGGCUUGGAAGAGGAGGAUGAUCUGGAUUUACUCAUGCAAGGGAUUAAAAACUUGAAACCUGAAAGGACAGGAGUCCAGUGACCUCUUCAAAGAGAAGGUUCUUAUAAGAAUUGAAUUUCUUCUGUGUGUGACUGCUAGAGAACUUCGUAGUGAAAGGCUCCUGAAGAUUAAAAUAACUGUGCUGAACCAAACCAGUGGUCCAUCUAAUCCAGCAUCCUGUUUCCAACAAUGGUCAGUCAGAUGCCGCAAGGAAGCCCCCAAGCUCUUGGACAACAGCCUUCACCUGCUGACCUCUUUCCAGUGUCUGACAAUGAGUGGUGUUCUGUAUCCAGAAGGGCUCAUUUAGUUAUAAUGACUAAUCAGCAGUGAUGAUCUAUCCUUCAUGUAUCUGGCCAAUCCCCUUUUAAAAACCAUCACAUCUCUUAGCAGUGAGUUCUGCAAGUCAGUGGCCUGUUAACAUGAAAGAAGUCUAUCCUUUUUUCUUCCUGACAUUUGAGUGUAGUUUGCACCAUACUAAUGAGAGUAUGCUAGCUUAACGUUCUUAUUAACAAAAUCUGUUAAAGGAUUCUAUUACUUCAUAAACUUUUAUUUUACAAAA
Heteronotia binoei (common prickly gecko) is the source of this 1442-nucleotide messenger RNA. It is a transcript of the gene C4H9orf85, whose product is annotated as chromosome 4 C9orf85 homolog. NCBI's taxonomy places the organism in Eukaryota, Metazoa, Chordata, Lepidosauria, Squamata, Gekkonidae. The transcript has 4 exons. Bases 416 to 925 code for a protein of 169 amino acids. The record is from RefSeq and is a predicted model, not a curated record.